Molecule: messenger RNA, 1293 nt
Organism: Eubalaena glacialis (North Atlantic right whale)
Lineage: Eukaryota; Metazoa; Chordata; Mammalia; Artiodactyla; Balaenidae
Gene: GFI1
Product: growth factor independent 1 transcriptional repressor
Exons: 6
Coding region: 31-1293 (420 amino acids)
Cellular component (GO): nucleus
Source: RefSeq, a predicted model, not a curated record
GGAGCAGAGUGGGGAGCGCGCCCGACCACCAUGCCGCGUUCGUUCCUGGUUAAGAGCAAAAAGGCUCACAGUUACCACCAGCCGCGCUCCCCCGGACCCGACUAUUCCCUCCGCCUGGAGAAUGUACUGGCGCCAGGCGGAGCAGACAGCACCUCGAGCACAGGUGGGGCGAAGGCGGAGCCCCGGGGCCGUUUGUCCCCCGAGUCUCAGCUGACCGAAGCCCCCGACAGAGCCUCCACGUCCCCCGGCAGCUGUGAGGGCAGCGUCUGCGAUCGGAGCUCGGAGUCUGAGGACUUCUGGAGGCCUCCGUCGCCUUCUGUGUCUCCAGCCUCGGAGAAGUCGGUGUGCCCCUCGCUGGACGAAGUUCAGCCCUUCUCCCUGCCCUUCAAGCCGUACUCGUGGAGCGGUCUGGCGGGUUCCGACCUGCGGCACCUGGUGCAGAGCUACAGGCCAUGCGCGGCCCUGGAGCGCGGCGCCGGCCUGGGCCUCUUCUGCGAGCGCGCCCCGGAGCCAGGCCACCCCGCGGCGCUCUACGGCCGGGAGCGGGCUGCUGGCGGCGCGGGGGCCGCGGCGCCCGCGGGAGGCAGCGCAGGAGGCGGAGCUGCCGGCGGCGCGGGCCUGGGGCUCUACCGCGACUUUGGGCCCGCGGCGGCAGGACUGUACGAGAGGCCGGCGACCGGCGGGCUGUACCCGGAGAGCGGCCACGGGCUGCACGGCGACAAGGGCACCGGAGUCAAGGUGGAGUCGCAGCUGCUGUGCACCCGCCUGCUGAUGGGCGGCGGCGCCUACAAGUGCAUCAAGUGCAGCAAGGUGUUCUCCACACCGCACGGGCUCGAGGUGCACGUGCGCAGGUCCCACAGCGGCACGAGACCCUUUGCGUGCGAGAUAUGCGGCAAGACCUUCGGGCACGCGGUGAGCCUGGAGCAGCACAAAGCCGUGCACUCGCAGGAACGGAGCUUUGACUGUAAGAUCUGUGGCAAGAGCUUCAAGAGGUCAUCUACACUGUCCACACACCUGCUCAUCCACUCAGACACCCGGCCCUACCCCUGUCAGUACUGUGGCAAGAGGUUCCACCAGAAAUCAGACAUGAAGAAACACACCUUCAUCCACACUGGUGAGAAGCCCCACAAGUGCCAGGUGUGUGGCAAGGCAUUCAGCCAGAGCUCCAACCUCAUCACCCACAGCCGCAAGCACACAGGCUUCAAGCCCUUCGGCUGCGACCUGUGUGGAAAGGGCUUCCAGAGGAAGGUGGACCUCAGGCGGCACCGGGAGACGCAGCAUGGGCUCAAGUGA